Messenger RNA from Vigna radiata var. radiata (mung bean), 1431 nucleotides. RefSeq lists its product as uncharacterized. The transcript has a single exon. The record is from RefSeq and is a predicted model, not a curated record. Lineage: Eukaryota; Viridiplantae; Streptophyta; Magnoliopsida; Fabales; Fabaceae. Bases 1 to 1431 code for a protein of 476 amino acids.
AUGGUGACCACCAGGAGCAGAGACGGAAACAAUACAGACCCUAUGGAGCAAAUGAGGCGACUUCAAGACCAGUUGGAACGACAGAAUCAACUCAUACUACAACAACAGGAAGCCUAUCUAAAGAUCACAGAGGAACUUAAACAACUCAAGGAGAAACAGCGAGAUGCAACAGAUGACCACAGCCGGAAUGAUGAUGAAGACCAUACGGCACAGAACAGAGAACCUCCUCGCUCACCGAACCUGCUACCUUUCACGGAGGCUAUCAUGCAGGCUCCUAUGCCCGACCGGCCCCCUCCGCAGAUAGAAAAAUUUGAUGGAACAACCGACCCAGAACAUCACCUCCGAAGCUUCCUGGAUUCAAUGGCCUUUUAUUUCAAUGACGAUCCGGUCAAAUGCCGAGCGUUUUCCCUAUCCCUGAAGGGAGAAGCUCUUGAAUGGUACUAUGCUCUCCCUCCUAACUCCAAUGAUAGUUUCCGUACGUUUGCCGGGCUGUUGAAGAGGCAAUACGUAUCUAACCGAAAAGAGGCAACUACAGCGGCCGAACUCGUCAAUCUCAGACAGGAGAAAGACGAGCCACUUAGAAAAUUCAUGCACCGAUACACUGAAGUAGCAAGAAGAGUAAAGGGGGUAAGUCAUGAGUUCAUCAUCACUAGUUUACCUAACUGCCUGAAGCCGGGUUACGUCUCAGAAUCACUGUACGCCAAGUUGCCUAAAACCAUGGAGGAGCUGCAAGAAAAAAUGAACAAAUUUAUUAAGAUGGAGGACCAGCGGCAUUUCCGCCGGAAAACGGACGCUGCCACAGCCGAGACAAAACAGGAAGGGAGACGAUCACGGGAUAAAAACCGUAAUCACAAACCGCCGCAAAAACCCGCCCCUACUCCUUACAAUCCUCAAUACAACAGGUAUGCCCCUCUUACGGCCUCGAGGGAGAAAGUAUUCGAGAAAGCCCUACAGGCCAAUCUAAUUGCCGCCGCCAGACGGGGGACUCCGGAUGCCGCGGACGGAGCCAAGGUUUGCAGAUAUCACGGCAACCAGGGGCACACCACAGAAGAAUGCCGGGCCCUCAAAGACAGAAUUGAAAAGUUGAUUCGGGAAGGACAUUUGCAGGAAUUUGUCCGAACAGACGUGCGCCGGCGAGACCGGUCGCCUAAGGAGACCAGAAGAAGUCCCGAGUAUACCAGAAGAAAUUCCGAGCGUUCUCGUGAUCAACACCGCAAACACUCUCGCAGUAGACCUCAGAAGCGCGACCCCACUCCGCGGGGACGGAUCGACACCAUAUCGGGCGGUUUUGCGGGAGGAGGGGCCUCGUCCUCAGCCCGCAAAAGGCACGCGAGAAGUUUACGAAGUGUUCACAACAUCGCCCGUAACCCUUUAUCGAUGUCAGACAUCAUCUUCACAGACGAAGAUUUUCAUGCUCCCGACCCCGAUUAG